Pistacia vera is the source of this 4325-nucleotide messenger RNA. Its product is annotated as receptor like protein 22-like. Gene Ontology annotation, molecular function: protein binding. Lineage: Eukaryota; Viridiplantae; Streptophyta; Magnoliopsida; Sapindales; Anacardiaceae. Bases 70 to 2088 code for a protein of 672 amino acids. The transcript is spliced from 5 exons. The record is from RefSeq and is a predicted model, not a curated record.
UCUUCUUUACAAGAACUGGACCUUUCGCAUAACACUUUUUCAAGCCAAGAUUCUCGUUCGUUGUCGUGGAUGGCCAAGUAUAGUAAACUUACUUACUUAGGCCUUUCACAAGUCAACUUGUUUGGUGAAAUUCCCUCUUGGCUCAUGAACCUAACACAUCUUACUCAUUUAUAUAUGAGCCAGAAUGAAUUAAAGGGUCCUAUUCCAUAUUGGCUUAUGAACCUCAGCCAAUUAACGCAACUAUCAUUGUCAUCUAAUCGUUUGAUUGGCAAUAUCCCUUCUCAAAUUAGAAACCUAAUGCAACUGCAGGUUCUUGCACUUGGUUCAAAUAUAUUGCAAGGCGCAUUUCCUAUCGCUCUCUAUGACCUCGAGAAUCUUCUUGCGCUUGACCUCGCUUCAAAUAAUCUGAAUAGCACAGUAGAUAUGAACAUGCUUUUUUAUAAACUCAGAAGUUUAAAAUUUUUAAUUCUUUCCUCAAACAAUUUAUCGUUGCUCACCGACACCAAAGUUCAUACAAAAUUUCCAAAACUUUCAGUUCUCCAAUUGCGGUCGUGCAACCUUAUUGAGUUCCCAAAUUUCUUGCAGAACCAAGAUCAAUUAGAGAUUCUAGACCUUUCCUCAAACAAGAUAGCUGGCCAAAUACCUGGAUGGUUUUUGAAUUCAAGUGUGGUUUUGCUAAACCUGAACCUUUCCAACAAUCUUUUAACGGGCUUUGACCAACAUCCUCUUAGUUUUUCAUGGACUCGACUAGGAAGUUUAGACUUAAGUUUAAAUAAGUUUCAAGGACCACUUCCAGUUCCCCCACUAUCCACCUGGCGUUAUUUAGCUUCGUACAAUAAUCUGACGGGGGAAAUUCCACCAGCUUUAUGCAAUUUGAAUCAGUUGGAAAUUCUCGAUCUAUCUCACAACAACUUAAGUGGCAAGCUUCCACAGUGUUUGGGAAAUUUCAGUCAUUUCCUAGAACUACUAAAUCUGAAAAAUAACAACUUUAGUGGAGGUAUUCCUGAAAACUUUGUGAAUGGAGAAAACUUGGAGAUGAUCAAUUUAAGCCAAAAUCAAUUACAAGGGAAAAUUCCGAGAUCACUGGCCAGUUGUACAAAGCUAGAAUUUCUUGAUCUUGGAAACAAUCAAAUCAGUGAUACUUUUCCAUCUUGGUUGGAAACUCUUCCAAAUUUAAAAGUCCUUAUCUUACAAUCUAAUAGAUUAAGGGGUGCCAUAAAAGAGCCUGAAACAAACUAUGCUUUUCCGAAACUACAAAUCAUCGAUAUCUCCCAUAAUAGAUUUACAGGUCAUCUUCCAUCAAAAUACUUUCAAUCUUGGGAUGCCAUGAAAGUUGUCAAUGGAAGCUCACUAACAUAUAUGCAAGAUCAGGUGUUUGGUGAACUCGACACAGGUAUUGAUGAGAGGAUUGAUCUUUUACCAUUGAUUUAUGGUUACUCAAUGCAAUUGAGUACCAAAGGCAUAGAGUUGGAGUACAGAAGGAUCUCAAAUCUCCUCACAACCAUUAUUUUCUCGAGCAACAAAUUUGAAGGACAGAUUCCAGCAUCCAUUGCAAAUUUAAAAGGGUUUCAUUUUCUUGCUCUUUCGAACAAUAAUCUCAAAGGCUCCAUCCCACCAUCCAUGGCAAACCUAACAGAGUUGGAAUCAUUGGACCUUUCCAAUAACAAGCUCUCAGGACAGAUUCCUCAACAACUGGAAGACCUCACAUUCCUUUCAUACUUCAAUGUCUCAAAUAAUCAUCUCACUGGUCGCAUACCACAAGGAAAACAAUUUGAUACAUUUGAGAGUUUUUCGUUUGAUGGGAACCCAGGAUUGUGUGGAAAGCAGAUAGCAAAAAAAUGUGAAGAUUCUCAGCCUUCAGAAAAAGAAGGAAAUCCUGCAGGCUCGAAGUUUCCACUUGAAUUUGGUUGGAAAAUAGUUCUAACAGGGUUUGCAAGUGGGAUAAUUGCUGGAGUGGCUCUUGAGCAUGCUUUUUCUCCAAGGAUAAAGGUAUUGUUCAUGAAGAUUUUCGAAAGGAAGCUCAUGAAUACAUUCGGGAGAAAGAGAGCUCACAGAAGCACGAUAAAGGGCAUUUCAGUCACAUUUUAAAGUUUCGUCGGGGCUGAAAACGAAAGAAUGGAAAUGUUGGGUUUGCAUUAACGAAGGGGAGAAAACUAGACAUUUUUGGAGAAAAAGCUGAUGUUACGGGGUUACAUUAGAAAUAAGAGAAUUCAAGGGUGAAUUUUAAAACUUUUGGAAAGUUUAAAUUAUAAAAAGGGCUGAUUUUUGCCCGGGUGAAGAAAGAAGAAAACUGAGAAGAAAAGAAAGAGAGAAGGGAAGAGAGAGAAGGGAGAAAAGAAGAAAGAAGGAAGAUAGAACGUUCGGCCGAGAGGAGGAAGGGAAGAGGAGAGAAAAAGGGAAAGAAAAAGACAAAUGAGGGAGGGAAAGUGAGGUGAAGAGAAGGAUGAUGCUUGAGGCAGCUGGGCAUUUCGGGUUGAGCUGAAUUUUUUUGUUCCCAGGACAAUCAUGCCGAACAGUGAGUUUUCCGCUUAGGGUUGUGCCACGCAUCUCCAGAUUUCUCGUGUAUUUUGUUUUUGUUUUGAGGGCAAGUUUUAUAUUUUAUGUAACCGACUGAUUUUUUAGACAUUGUCAAAAACAGUUAUGUUCUUAUUUCCGGAUUUCAAGUGUGUUCUAUUUCCAUGUAUUUUACUCUAUGUUUCUAGACUUUUUUUCAAGUUGCUCAUGACAUAUUGUUUUCAGAUUUCCAAUAACACGUCUACUUUAUUUAUGUAUUUAUGGGAAUAAAUAUUAUUGAUAUGUGGGUUUUAUUCAGAGAAAAAACAGAUUUUCACAGGUUUUUCACACGGCACGUCUUGGUCACCCAAUUCUCUUGGGAGCGCCCGGAUCCUGUGUGAUAGGAGGGGUCGGGAUGGGUUGUGUCACUAUUGUUCAGCCUCAAGAAUCUCGAGCCACUGUCAUUAGGUAAUUGCUCUAGACUUGUGGCUUUCCCAGAAGAAGGGUUACCCAAUACCAGCCUGAAGUCUCUUUUAAUUUUGUCAUUUUACCGUCUGAAGUCUCUUCCCAAUUAUUCAAGUUUGCAUCGCCCUCAAAUUUGAAAGCACAAUAUGUAGCUUAUUGUGAAAGACUUAUUCCUGUCUCUAAAUGGAGGCUGCGUGGACUCAAGCAUCUUAAAAAACAAAUCAUUUUCUGGGGAUGCCCAUGAACAGAACUUGAAGAUAAGUAAUGAGUUGCUUUGCCGGGGACUACUUUCUUACAAGUAUAAAUAGUGGUGAAAUGUCAAAUUUCUCACGCUGAUUUGGAGAAUUUUGACAUUUCACCAAAUUCUCAAGCAUUUUGGUUUUGAAAAUAUAUUGAUUUUGAGUUGAUGAAGUUAUAAAUUUGACUUAGCUGAAUCCUGAAUGCCACUAUUUCUGCAACAAUAUUUAUACAAUCAGCUAAUAGAACAAAUAAUAAGUCUGUGUUUUAGUAACCAACAUUUUUAAUAUCACAUGGAGAGCAAACAUAGCAACAUUACUGCCACUAGAGAAACUCCAAUGUUGGCAACAUUGGUUUUGUCACUUGAAAUUGGUGCAAGAACAGGAGGACCACUGGUAGAACUAGACCUGAAGUCGAACUCAGUAUCAUCUGGAGUGGAGCCGUUGGCACGGCAGGUAAUGGUGGGUCAACGAUAUCUGCUAUAUUCAAGGAUGGGCUUGGGGCCCUUGUCGGCGGCUGUACUGGUUCAGGUAUUAUACUAAGCAUAUCCCCAGGUGUAAUGGGUAAAAUUGUAUAAGGCAGAUCAGCAUUGAGGUCAGAACAUGGGCUUCCUGCAAUUUUUUAAAAGACAACAAUGAGGAGGAGACGCUCACAUCUCCGGAGAAAUUCCCAGUGGAGAUUGUUCUUCAAUCCAAGCCUCCUUAUGAUAUGAUCAAGAAAUGAAAGAGGAGUCACAAGAUGCAUCUUCCAUUUGAGGGCAGAAAGCAGCAAGAGCUCCAUUCUCUGAAUGGCUUUGGCCUCGAAAACUAUUUGACAAUAGGGGGUUUUGCGUCAUUACUGAUAUUUUUUUUUUCUGGGGUUAUAGCAAAAGUAACACGUUUUUCAGAAGUGAAUGAAAAUGUGUAAUGAGGCUGGUUUGAGUUGGGCCCUUGGAGACCCGUUCUCCAUGUGGGCAGCCAUUGAGCUCCUCAGGGUUCCAGUUUCAAGCUGUGUUUGCUCAAGGCUGAACUUGAGCCUGCAUUUAUAUGCUCUAAUUUGGUUUUGUUUUUCUCUUGUAAGCUUGGAAAGGGACUAAAUUUCUCAAGUUCUCAGAGAACGCUUGAAUUGCUGAAAUAAAAUCCAAUUUUCAA